CUCUCUCGCUCUCUCUCUCUCUCUCUCUCUAAAACUUCACUAAUAAAUCCUCUCUCUACAGUCACAUUACAUUAUCCACUCACUCUCUCUCUCUCUCUUCUGUGUGUUGUGCAGCAGACACCUUCAAUGGCAUUUUGCUGACAGUGAAUAAAUGGCUGGAAAACCAGUCUUCCAUCUGCACAACUUAUCUGUGAUACAAUUACAAAUAGCAAGAGAGAAGCUUAAUUGAGGGAGGGACGGUGGGGAAAGCAAAGAGGAGGUAAAGUAGUAGUAGAAGCAGCAGCUUUUGAAAUAAGUGCUUUUAUGGACUGGAACUUGAAAGCAGCUUCUUGGGAUUUGUCUGAACUAGAACAAGAAACCUUUUCCAACUUGGACACUACAGUUGAUGGGUCUAGCAGCUUUGGAGAUCAUAGGACCUUCAAAGGAAGCAGCUUUUCUGUUGAUUUGAAGCUUGGUCAGUUGGGUGGCUCUGGGAAUAAUGACCUGGUGGAUAUGCUGAAGGAGCCCGUUCCGAGAACUACCUCAUCAUUUUCGUCUGGACCAUCAAAGAGGUCUAGAGUGGCUUACAGCGGAUCUCAGAUGGUUUCCUGCCUCGUUGAUGGAUGCAAUUCAGACCUUAGUACUUGUAGGGAUUACCAUCGGCGGCAUAAGGUCUGUGAGUUACAUUCUAAGACUCCUCAGGUCACGAUUAACGGAAACAAGCAGCGAUUUUGCCAGCAGUGUAGCAGGUUCCAUGCUCUGGAGGAAUUUGAUGAGGGAAAGAGAAGCUGUAGGAAACGUCUUGAUGGACACAACCGGCGGCGAAGGAAGCCUCAACCAGAACCCUUGUCACAUCCGGGGAGUUUUAUGUCCAGUUACCAAGGUACCCCACGAUUGUUGCCACUCUCUAGUUCACUUGUAUACCCCUCCACAAAUAUCGUAAACCCUACCUGGACCGGCAUUGUCAAAACGGAGCCAGAUUCUGGGAUUCAUAACCACCAACUGCCAAUGGUCGAUAAGCAAAACAUGUUCCUUGGGUCCUCAGACAGCACCAGCAGCAGCGGUUACAAGGGAGGAAAGCAAUUCUCACUCUUCCAAAGCAGCGACAGCUCCCCAGUCCACCACAACCACCAAACAUCUCAUCAUCACAGUGCUUCUGUCUGCCGGCCCCUUCUCAACACCAUUUCAUUCUCCGAAACUGGUGGUGGUGGUGGCGGUGGGACAACAAAGAGCAAGACGUUUUGUGACAGGUUAACAACUCAAACCCACGAUUCGGACUGUGCUCUCUCUCUUCUGUCAUCACCGCAGACGCAGCAGAGAUCUGAAAUAGGUUUGAGACACAUGGUGCAGCAGCCUAAUUCAAUCUCUCUGAUGCAACAACGAUUUGGCCCCGCGGGUCUACACGGAAACAGCAGUUCCAUUGAGCCCAUGGAUUCAGUUCUGGUCUCCAAUGGAAGUGGUGAUGCAAACGUUCAUUGUCCCGGAAUGUUUCACAUUGGCUCUGAUGGGUCUCAGGGCAGUGGGAAUCAACACCCUCAAACACCUCCAUUUCAUUGGCAGUAGCGAAAAUUAUUUGUAGGAUUUCUAGAUCAGUUGUUUCGGAAUGGAAUUUAGAACCUCAUUGUAUGGUUUUGGAGGUCUUUCUUUUGUUCAUGUAAACAUAAAUAUAUUAUUUUAAAGUGACUGACUUUUGAAGCA
Molecule: messenger RNA, 1677 nt
Organism: Pyrus x bretschneideri (Chinese white pear)
Lineage: Eukaryota; Viridiplantae; Streptophyta; Magnoliopsida; Rosales; Rosaceae
Product: squamosa promoter-binding-like protein 13A
Exons: 5
Coding region: 304-1542 (412 amino acids)
Cellular component (GO): nucleus
Molecular function (GO): DNA binding
Source: RefSeq, a predicted model, not a curated record